This is a messenger RNA of Ectocarpus sp. CCAP 1310/34, 1505 nucleotides long. NCBI's taxonomy places the organism in Eukaryota, Phaeophyceae, Ectocarpales, Ectocarpaceae. The record is from the annotation of a GenBank genome assembly.
UUGCAACGUCGACACUGUCAUGUGAUACGUCGGUACUGUGUACAAGUGCGGCCAUCUAUCAGGGAAAAGGACGAUGACACGAACAACUUUGGGCGUGCGGUGACAAAAGACCGUGGAGGGGAUUCGAGCCCUUGAUAUCCCCGCGUCUCAGGACCCCGAUGUUGCCAGGAGGAAUGCCAUCGACGUUGGGGAGAAGGGAGGGGGUCAAGAGGUGGGGGUGCUGCGUGCGAGGUCUCAAGGGGCUCCGGGGCGCCCUCGACAACCACGGCUCGUCGUCGACUGAGCUCGCCGGUGUCAUGCAGCAUUCGUCUCCAGCAGAGACAGAGAAGGAACAACACGCCGAGCAGGACGCGGAGACACAGCGUAUGGCGGCGCGUCGGGACGUUUUCGAUUUUGCUGGAGAGGAACGCAGGACGAGCUGGGCGGACUUAGCUCGCAAGGUAUGCUUGGACCAGCCCAUUCCGUGGGCGAACUUCGAUGACUUCCGGGCUGCAGUGCACCCUGCCGAAGGGGACGAGAGGCACAGAGGAAAGCCGUUGUUGAUUGCUACGGGGUGCACCUGCCUCUCCUGGAAGACGAGGCUAGAGAGAAAGCCUUGUCGACAGUGCUGGUCCUCUACGGGGGGGGAGUCAUCUCGGACCUCACGGCGAAAAAUGGUUGUGAGAACCAUUCACAGACGCGUGUACGUCGACAAGACGCCUUACCCUUCUAUGCCGUUGGGCCAGCCCAUCCCGUGGGGGAUCUUCGGCGAGCUCCGGGAAGCAGUUCGCCCCGUCGUAAGGGACGAGAAGCAGAGGGAAGUCAUGGUUGAUUGUUUCGGGAGCGACCUGCUUCGCCUUGUGCACGACGGGAGUGGUCUCGGACCUCUCGGCGGAAGCGGUAGUGUUGAACACUCACGGGCGCUUGUACAUCCGCAGGGCGUCCUGAUCAUGCUAACAACCCCUUGAUCCACUGCCCACAGCAGUUGUUUCUCUGCCUCGUCAAGAGUAAGCAGCGAUUGGUGAGGUUGAAUUUUUCCGACAGCGACAGGCAGGCAGGAGUUGCGUACAUUGCCCUUUGCGAGAUUCUGCACCGCUCCAUGUCACGAUGCGUCAUUUCAUAUGCAUCCACGCGCGAGAGAGGUACGACUUCGAAAUGAUGUUCCUACGAUUUUGUCAAAUUGGUACAUGUAGUACGCAUUCGUCUGUCGCUGAUGCUAGUCUCACGGUUGCGAAUUUGCCCCGAAGUGCGAUCUAGGCUCCCCCAGUCGUUUGUUUGUUUUCGUGUCUUGACUGGAUACCUUAGGGUUGUGGUGUACUUUAGACUCCAAGUGGGAGCAAGAGACUUUCCCUCUGGUCUUCCCUUAACGAUGAGUGUUAGAUUGUUCGUAGUUGAAAAGGCCUUAAUGGAAGUUCCGUGGUCUUCUUUAUUGGGUGCCCGACUCCGAGUAACAGCGCGGCGAGGCUGCUCCUGUUGAUGGUAAUUGGCAUCAUACGAUGCACAUAUUAUCUGUUCACAAAUGAAUC